Messenger RNA from Zingiber officinale, 1867 nucleotides. Its product is annotated as serine/threonine-protein kinase RIPK-like. The coding region runs from base 295 to 1605 and encodes 436 amino acids. The record is from RefSeq and is a predicted model, not a curated record. Gene Ontology annotation, biological process: protein phosphorylation. NCBI's taxonomy places the organism in Eukaryota, Viridiplantae, Streptophyta, Magnoliopsida, Zingiberales, Zingiberaceae. The transcript is spliced from 5 exons. Gene Ontology annotation, molecular function: protein kinase activity; ATP binding.
CUCGUCGCACCAAACGCAUCAAAAACACAAAAGAGUUCUUCCUGCCCUGGUUUGGUAGCCAGGCCUUGAAAACCAGGCUCCUCUCGCCAUAGUCAAGGGUCAGCUCGGACAUUUUGCUCGUCCAUGGAAGAAUUGGCUGGCCUUUAUAUUUGGUGGAGUAGUUGGUACCUUCACAUCUCCCUCUCCCUCUCCUUCCUUCCAUCUCUGCUUCUUCUCCGAUCUUGGAUUCAAAGGCGGAGACGAGGUUCCCAAUUCCCAGCUGCUCCUUUCUGCAUUGAUUGAUGUAGUAGCAGGAUGUCGACGGUCCCAUGGUGGUCGGCUCUGCUCCCGGGGUGCUGCAGCAGCGAACACAAGCGCUGGGCCUUCAAAACGACGAAGCCAAUCGAGAAGCAGCCGUCUUUCUCCGACAUCAGCACCUCGAACAGCAUGCUGUCCCCGGAGGAUCUCUCCGUCUCGCUCGUUGGCUCAAACCUCCACGUCUUCACCCUGGCCGAGCUGAAGCUGGCCACCAAGAGCUUCUCGAUGGGUAACUUCCUCGGGGAAGGCGGCUUCGGGCCGGUGUUCAAAGGCUUCAUCGACGAGAAGGUCAAGCCUGGCCUCAAGGCUCAGGCGGUGGCCGUGAAACUCCUCGACUUGGACGGAGGGCAGGGCCACAAGGAGUGGCUGUUCAUGAAACAGGCAGAAGUGCUGGUUCUUGGACGUUUCAGGCAUCCUCACCUUGUCAAAUUGAUCGGUUACUGCUGUGAAGAUGAACAGAGAUUGCUGGUGUACGAAUUCAUGCCCAAGGGAAGCCUGGAAAACCACCUCUUUAAAAGGUUUUUUGAGUCCUUGUCAUGGUUAACAAGAUUAAAGAUUUCCAUCGGAGCAGCCAAGGGAUUAGCUUUCCUCCAUGACACAGAUAAGCCAGUGAUUUACAGAGACUUCAAGGCUUCAAACAUCUUACUAGAUUCUGAUUACAAGGCAAAGCUGUCGGACUUCGGGCUGGCCAAGGACGGCCCUGCGGGAGAUGAAACGCACAUCACCACGCGAGUCAUGGGGACGCACGGCUACGCCGCGCCGGAGUACAUCAUGACCGGACAUUUGACGGCGAAGAGCGACGUGUACAGCUUCGGCGUGGUGAUGCUGGAGCUGCUCACCGGCCGGCGGUGCGUCGACAAGGCGCGGCCGUUUCGGGAGCAGAACCUAGCGGAGUGGGCCAGGCCGUGCUUGAACGACCCCCGGAAGCUGGGCCGCAUCAUGGACCCCAGCCUCGACGGCCAGUACUCCACCGCCGGCGCGCAGAAGGUGGCCGCCCUGGUGCACCAGUGCUUGAGCCAGAGCCCCAAGCGCCGUCCGCACAUGUCGGCCGUCGUCGCGACCCUGGAGCCGCUCCUGGAGCUGGAGGACCUGCCGGUGGCCCCCUUCGUGUACGUCGCCCCGGCAGACGACGACGACGGAGGCGACGAGCUAACAGACAGCAUGAGGGACAACGGGCCCCGGCGUGGACGCCGGCAGAAACUGAGGUCGCCGAGUGAAGGGAAACUCUCCGACGCAGCGCUCUGCAGAGAGGUAGGCAAUCGACUGCGGAGGAACUUGGCAUCGCAGCAGAAGCCGAUGGAUGCAUGAGCGAUCAAGGAAUGGAACCGUGUGGCAUGCAAUUGCUCUGUUAAUCGCCAUGAAUGAAGUAGCAAUCUCUCCAUUGAGGAGACUCGAAUUGAGUGCUCCACAUUUAUACUUUUGUUAAAUGUAAAUGUUUUUAUAUCAUUUUGUGUGAAAUAUAAGUUAAUGAACAACUCAUUGGACAUUAACAAACUGUUUGUUGUUCGGAGAAGAUCAUUGUAUUUUGAGAUACAAUUGUUGUUCGAUUGCAAGCACCUUAGUAAGAUAA